GGACGUCAUUCUGAUUCCAGACGAGCAAGUGUCAUUUUCGAGUGCGAACACAAAUUCACACAACAGAAAAAUGUCUCUUCUGCCAUAUUUGUUCGACGAUUGGGCGUUCGGACGUCCCCGCCGCCUGAUGGACCAGCAUUUCGGCUUAGCAUUGACGCCCGAGGACCUUCUAUCGGUGGCCGCCGGACCUUUGCUCUCCAGGGAAUACUACAGACCAUGGCGCCAUCUUGCAGCAGCAGCUAAGGACCUCGGCUCCAGCAUCAAAGCGGACUCUGAUAAGUUCCAAAUCAACUUAGAUGUACAGCAUUUCGCUCCAGAAGAGAUCUCCGUGAAGACUGCUGAUGGCUACAUCAUCGUUGAAGGUAAACACGAAGAGAAGAAAGAUGAACACGGCUACGUGUCUCGGCAGUUUGCUAGAAGAUACGCAUUACCAGAAGGCACGCUGCCUGAAACCGUUGAGUCGAAGCUGUCGUCAGAUGGCGUGCUAACUAUCACCGCACCAAGGACAGUUCCAGAAUCUAUCAAGGGCGAAAGAAAGGUUCCUAUCGCACAAACUGGGCCAGUUCGUAAAGAAAUUAAAGACCAGAAUGAAGGUACCAGCGAUCAGAAAGAAGACAAGUAAUCGGUUUAAAUUUAUACCUUAUUUUAAAAAUAUUCCUUCUGUAGUUUUAAGUGUAAUUCAGUUUUUACAUUUCCAAGUAUCGGCAGUGCCAUUUAAGACUGAGUUUGUGUUUAUUUUAUAAGUAAAUAAAUUUUCUUUGCUUCUAA
Molecule: messenger RNA, 768 nt
Organism: Papilio polytes (common Mormon)
Lineage: Eukaryota; Metazoa; Arthropoda; Insecta; Lepidoptera; Papilionidae
Product: protein lethal(2)essential for life-like
Exons: 1
Coding region: 71-622 (183 amino acids)
Biological process (GO): protein refolding; response to heat
Molecular function (GO): protein folding chaperone
Source: RefSeq, a predicted model, not a curated record